AUGAAAGUGUUCAUCGUAGUAUCAUCUUUGUUGGCUGUAGUUGCUGCUGCCCCACACGUGCUGACGUAUACUGCCAUUCCAGCCACUACAUAUAUUGCUGCGGCCCCAGCAGAAGUAACGAACCAAUUUCACGCCCAGGAUGAAUUAGGACAAUACUCAUAUGGAUAUAGCGGAGGACUGUCGGCAAAAACGGAAACCAAGUCUUUGGACGGUGUUACUCGUGGAUCGUAUACAUUCCUAGAUGCAGAAAACAAAGUGCAAACCGUUAGCUAUACCGCUGAUGACGUCAACGGUUUUCGUGCCGAAGCUAGCAAUAUGCCAGUAGCUCCAGUUGAAAGCCGCGCUGCCCCAGAACCAGUGCAGGAUACUCUUGAAGUCGCGCAAGCAAAGAACGAACAUUUGGCCGCAGUUGAAGAAAUUAAGGCACGUAAUGCCGCUGUAGAAAGCACCAACUCUGUUGAAACAGCCACUGUAGUGGAAGCCGCACCAGUUGCUGCAAUCGCACCAGUUUCAACCUACAACGCUGUCCCUGUUCAGGCUGUGGCUCUGGCAGCACCGGCAGCCAGAUUCUCCUAUUCUACGUCCACUGUCGCUCUGAAACCUCAGCCAAUUGCCGUGACCACCUACGCUGCUCCAAUUCCCGUCGCCGCGCCUGCUUCAUUUGCAUACUCAACAUACACCCAAAACAUCCCUACUGCAAUCCAAUAUAGUGCUGCUCCAGCUGCAAGCUAUGCCGUGAACCUCCAAGCUCCAGGCUAUGCUUAUGCCUAUAACGCUCCAACUUACUACACAACUGCCAACGUAGCUCCCGUAGUGCUAGAUGCUCGUGCUGCCCCGGUUGCUGUACCAGAACCAGUUCAGGAUACCCCGGAAGUUGCACAAGCCAAGGCCGAACAUCUUCAAGCCGUUGCCGAAGUAAAGGCUCGUAAUCUGCAGUAG
This is a messenger RNA of Sabethes cyaneus, 939 nucleotides long. Its product is annotated as cuticle protein 19.8-like. NCBI's taxonomy places the organism in Eukaryota, Metazoa, Arthropoda, Insecta, Diptera, Culicidae. The transcript has a single exon. The record is from RefSeq and is a predicted model, not a curated record. Gene Ontology annotation, molecular function: structural constituent of chitin-based larval cuticle. Gene Ontology annotation, cellular component: chitin-based extracellular matrix. Bases 1 to 939 code for a protein of 312 amino acids.